GGAAACGCACGAAUGCCUUUUUUACGGUCAGCUUUUCUUUACAUCAUUUUUUUUAUCAUUAUUUUUAAUUUCCAUAUGUACAGUACAUAACUUUAUUGUUGUAUUUGUCAGGGCUGCGAAUACAACUCUGGACGUGAGCGAGAAGGGAAAGGAGGACGUGUAGCCCCUCCCACGUCCGAGUGGGAGAGGCAAAAAGAGAGGGACGGAAAGAAAGAGACGACGACGACGACGACGAGGAGGAGGAGAUGGUGAGAGAGAGCGAGAAGAGGAGAGGGGCCAAGCGAUCGUGGCACAAACCGGGACGACGAUGAGCUCGACGUGAAAGCGCGUUCACGAUGCUUUAAAAAAAUCUCUGUUUCUUUUCUUUUGUUUGUUUGUUUUUUUUAACCUUUUUUUUAACCUUCCGACUUUGAUUUUUUUUUAUUCUGCCCCCUCCCCUCGUUUUUGCGCUCGUGACGACGACGACGACGAGGAGGAGACGCACACGCAGGUGUGACGACGUCUGAAGGCUGAAAGGCGAGGGGAGCCAGCCAGAAUGCCGGAGCAGAGCAACGACUACCGCGUGGUGGUGUUCGGGGCGGGCGGCGUCGGGAAAAGCUCCCUGGUGCUGCGUUUCGUCAAGGGCACCUUCCGCGACACCUACAUCCCCACCGUGGAGGACACGUACCGUCAGGUCAUCAGCUGCGACAAGAGCGUGUGCACGCUGCAGAUCACCGACACCACCGGGAGUCACCAGUUCCCCGCCAUGCAGCGCCUGUCCAUCUCCAAGGGACACGCCUUCAUCCUGGUCUACUCCAUCACCAGCAAGCAGUCGCUGGAGGAGCUCAAGCCCAUCUACCAACAGGUGCUGGCCAUCAAGGGCAACGUGGAGGCCAUCCCCAUCAUGUUGGUGGGCAACAAAAGCGACGAGACCCAGCGCGAGGUGGACACCAAGGACGGCGAGGCGCAGGCCGGCCAGUGGAAGUGCGCCUUCAUGGAGACGUCGGCCAAGACCAACCACAACGUGACCGAGCUCUUCCAGGAGCUGCUCAACCUGGACAAGAAGCGCAACAUGAGCCUCAACAUCGACGGCAAGCGCUCGGGGAAGCAGUCGCGCGCCGAGAGACUGAAGGGCAAGUGCAGCGUCAUGUAGACGAGGAAGAAGGACGACGACGACGAGGAGGAAACGGGAAUCCCCCCACACACACCCCCGCCCCCCCGUCAUUCGCAAUCCUCCUCCCAGUCAUGACUCGGCGCGGAUCAGAGCGGAAUCCGCCAAUCCACCCUCCACAUACUCAUCGUGUAGACAAACUAGAUGUUAAAAGAGUUCCUUCCCCCCGUUCCUCCCCCCCGAGGUGGGGGAGAGCAUGAACGCCACACAAGAAGGAUGUAAAUAAACGCAGUUUACGAGCAGAUCCCCCCCCCCUCCCGCGCCCACCCCGAAAACAAUUUACAGACGAGACAAAACGACAACAAUCCUCUCUCCUCAUUUGUCACCGAAAGUCGGAACGCACACGCGAGACCACACGACGCAACGAUCCUUUUAAGACUCUUUCUGAAAGCCCGACGCGUUUGGGGGACGUCGGGAAACCGGAGCGCUCCAGCGGCCUCGUCUCACCUCGCUUGCUUUUUUUUUUUCCCUCGAGAUGACUCAUCCACGGGAAUGGUUAUUGCCAAGACGGUGAGACUCAAAGGGAAUUGGGAGCUUUCGGAAGGUCAAGAAUGUCUUUUUUUGGGGGGGGGGGCUUGUUUUUGAUGCUUUAAGUCAAAACACCAAAACAAACAAAAGCACACGAGUAUAACAAAAAAAAUAUUUAUUUUCAUUAUGCAGCCUGAAUCCGUAUUAUUUUCUUCAUUCGUUCUUCAUCUCACACUCACGAGUCUAUUUCACGUCGAGACCCGACGACGCCAAAUCCCGCCCUCGGGUCGUGACAUGAGAUCAACGAGAACGUCUGGCGUGACGCGUGGCAACGAUUGUCGGCCCCGUCCCGUCAAAUGUCAUUUCAAACGCAGACCCCGCAAAAUAGCAACUUCAGAGCCAUCGCAAAAGACUGUGCAUUAGUCUGUAUUUGCCUUUUACACAGAACCCAGCAAAAAGCAGGAUAGCGCCCCAAAAGCGAGCGCUUUCACAUCGCAUCCAUAAACGCUCAUGUGAUGCAUGAAGUAGUUUCCGCUUGCCGACGUUUGAUGCUGACACCGUAGGACCAGAAGAGUAAAUGUGAAAAUUUCACACGGGUAGUGUGAAAAUUUCACACGGCUUCCCCCGGCAUUGCUGUAUACCCUUAGGUCUAGCCUCCUUUAAACUGGAGAGUACCCACUCCUCAGUAAAGUGACAAUCUGAGCCGUAACACGAGACCCGAUCGGCCUUUUACGCAGAACCCAGCAAAAGAGAGAGAAAUUGACCCCUGCGUGGGCUUUCACACAGUGACACAGCGGGGCUAUCAACAAAACAAAAGUGAACUUCACAUCACACCACUUUCCUUGCAUUCCGCAACAGCCUGACCCAGGUGUCGCCCCGUCUGUUACCGCUUUCAUACAGAGACCCUGCCAAAUGGCCACAUCAUUUUAUAAAAAAACCCAACCCGGCAUAAAUUGGGAUAUCGCCGCAAACGGCAUGCGCUUUCAUACGAUGAGAAGACAGAUGAGGUAUCAUUGAGUCGUCAGAUUCGUCAUCUCCCAUUCGUGCGUCCGCAUGGGCCAACGCGGGCCGUGUGAAAGGGGCUGUUGUUUCGAUGAUGUCACCUCACGACCCACUGAUGCAUAUAAUCGCCCACUCCACACACUCACACAUUGCACUUUAUGAUAUUAAGGACACACAUUUUUAUACAUUGUACACAUCAUCCCUAUUUAUUUU
Hippocampus zosterae (dwarf seahorse) is the source of this 2833-nucleotide messenger RNA. It is a transcript of the gene diras1b, whose product is annotated as DIRAS family, GTP-binding RAS-like 1b. Gene Ontology annotation, molecular function: GTP binding; GDP binding; GTPase activity. Gene Ontology annotation, biological process: signal transduction. The transcript is spliced from 3 exons. Gene Ontology annotation, cellular component: plasma membrane. The record is from RefSeq and is a predicted model, not a curated record. Lineage: Eukaryota; Metazoa; Chordata; Actinopteri; Syngnathiformes; Syngnathidae. Bases 536 to 1132 code for a protein of 198 amino acids.